Messenger RNA from Anolis carolinensis (green anole), 1170 nucleotides. It is a transcript of the gene dkk1, whose product is annotated as dickkopf WNT signaling pathway inhibitor 1. The transcript is spliced from 4 exons. The coding region runs from base 85 to 801 and encodes 238 amino acids. Gene Ontology annotation, biological process: negative regulation of canonical Wnt signaling pathway; multicellular organism development. Gene Ontology annotation, molecular function: receptor antagonist activity; co-receptor binding. NCBI's taxonomy places the organism in Eukaryota, Metazoa, Chordata, Lepidosauria, Squamata, Anolidae. The record is from RefSeq and is a predicted model, not a curated record. Gene Ontology annotation, cellular component: extracellular region.
CCAGCUGAGACAGAAGACGGCGAGGGUUUUGGCGGAGGUAACAGGUCGGCGGGUUUGUUUUGUAAGUGGCUCGGAGUUCCGCGGAUGAGGAUGCUUUGGUGCUGGCUUCUGGCGGCCGCCCUGUGGUGCGUGGCCUGCGGGGCCGAGGUGCUGAACCUGAACGCCCUCCAAUCCAACGCCAUCAAGAGCCCGCCCUCGGCCAGCGCGCCCCCGCCGCCGCUUCAGGGCAAGCAAACCAAGUCCCAUCCUUUCUUCGCCUGCGCCGAGGAUGAGGAUUGCGAGGUGGAGCAGUUCUGCCCCAAUUCGGUUCGAGGCGGCGUCCAUGGGGCCCCGGGGUGCCUGGCCUGCCGCCGGCGACGCAAGAGGUGCCACCGCGACGCCAUGUGCUGCCCAGGAAACCUUUGCCAUAAUGGCAUUUGCGUCCCCUUGGAACCCGAUCACUUGUAUCAUGGCGAGAUGGAGGAGACCAUUGUGGAGAAUUUUGACCAUGGUGCUGCUGACACUCACCUCAAAAAGACCACAUCUUCAUCCUGGUUGCACCAUCCGAAAGGCCAAGAUGGUGCCGUGUGCCUCCGUUCCUCAGACUGUGCUGAAGGGCUGUGCUGCGCCCGACACUUUUGGUCCAAGAUCUGCAAACCUGUCCUUAAGGAAGGCCAAGUGUGCACCAAACACCGCAAGAAAGGGGCCCAUGGCUUGGAGAUCUUCCAGCGAUGCCACUGCGGGGACGGAUUGAGUUGUCGUCUGCAGAAAGACCACACAAUCAGCAACUCUUCCAGGCUACACACUUGCCAGAGACACUAGCUACUGUUUUUCUUCCUUGCGCGCCUGAUGAACUUGAGAGACUUUUAGUAAGGGCUGGGACUUACUUUCUAUGGACAAUGACCUCCCAAGGACUGACCAAUUUCAGGGUUUACACAAAAAGUACUCCAGCAACGUUUACCUCUUCAAACCUGGAGCAUGGGGCAUGUUUCUUUAGGGAACUAUUCUUCGAGGGACUAAUUGCAGUAAAUUACUGUGUCUGUAAAUUCUUGGGUGUGGCACUUGUACAUGACAUGGGAUUUUAAUUUUUUCCUGAAGUGCUACAUGAUCUCUUGUCUAUUGUGACAUGUUGUACACACUGGUUUUAUUAUAUCUUUUCACAAGUAAAAAAUAAAAGACCUUUUAAGUAUA